This is a messenger RNA of Porites evermanni, 1135 nucleotides long. The record is from the annotation of a GenBank genome assembly. Lineage: Eukaryota; Metazoa; Cnidaria; Anthozoa; Scleractinia; Poritidae.
AUGUACACAAACGAUCGAGCGCUCGAGAUGACUUCGUUCUCCGUGAAGGAUAUUCUUAACCUGCCCGAGAACGGUUUAUGUUUGUCCAAGAGCGAAACUAGCCAAGAAUCGACGAUGAAUUACCAGUGUCUUGACGGAAAUACUCGUAGUUCUUCAUGUGGCCCUGUAGUGUGUAAUCAAACCCAAGAGGCUUCAUAUACAAGUAAGGAUGGACUUGAUUUUGUAUCUUUGAUCGAGCGAAAUGUAAACCUGCAAACUUCUUGAAGUGCUAAACUUAAUAGAUGGUGAAAUACGCGGCGCGAGUCUUGAGAGGCUUAGUCUGCAGAGUUUGAAACACAGAUAAAGAAAUUUUAAGCACGCAAUUCGAUUUCUUUCCCGGCAAAAAUAAACCCGUGAUUUUUCUGUUCCAGGGUACAAUUAACCAAACGAAGAACAAAUGACUAAACUGUAAAACUAUUAUUGUGAGUGUUUUUGGCUUGGAGUUCUUGAGGGUAUUUUGUUUGUGCCGCGUGUAGAGGGUAAAGGGUUCUCCACUUACUUUCCUAUAACUUUCAUACAGUUCCAAUAAUUACUAUACUUUAGGUAUACUGUAGCUAAAUAGUUCUCACGUUCACAAAAUUUUUCUAUUUUCUUUGAUGCCACAGAUUCGCACUCGAAUUCAACAGAGAAUGGUUCAAGUUCUUCAAAAGGCAACCAUGAAUUGUCUAUACAAGAGGACGCACAAGACGACUUGAAUGAUCCGCCGAAGAAACGCAAACGCCGUGUACUGUUUACCAAGGCGCAAACGUAUGAACUUGAAAGACGGUUUCGUCAACAACGAUACCUAUCCGCUCCCGAGCGCGAGCAGCUUGCGAGAAUAAUCAACUUGAGCCCUACGCAGGUAAAAAUAUGGUUUCAAAAUCACAGAUAUAAAUAUAAGAAACAGAGCUUCGAGAAAGGAGGAAUGAAUGACGGAUCGCCCCUGUUUGCUCCAAGAACUGUACCUGUUCCUGUUCUCGUACGAGAUGGCCAACCUUGUUAUGGCACACCGGUUAAUAACUUUGGAUAUUUACGACACGAUCCAACGGACUUUUACCACUUUCCUCCUGUAUCAUCAUCGUACAUUGCUCCUACCAAUCCAUAUUGGAACUGGUAG